AUGGAACAAAGUGUCUUGGAAGUGCUCCGCCGGCUGACGUACGGCUCUCCGAAUCCGCCAGUCCCUGCGCCAUUCUCACAGGCGGUGCUGAAUGUUUUCCUCACAAGGACGUCGCCAGCUGCACGGAGCUUCGCAAGCAGCCUCGUCUCCGCUGGGAACCUCACUGAAGUCCUGCUGGCCGGGGCUGUCCUUCUUGCGGAGACAGAGCAAAUUCGGACUGUGAUCCUCGAAACGGUGGCCGAGAUAGAUCCAAACUAUCCGGCCCGACGUGUCGACGCCGCCUCACAGCAAAUUGCAUUGGCCAGUCGCAUCUACAAGGAGUCGCUCCUGCAUCAUUUUGGCUUCAGUGAAUCGACGUUCGAACGGGACAACGCCAUAGCCGAGUUCGAAGCCCGUCUCGUCGCGAUCCAGGAUCUUGGUGGCGAGCUCGGCGGCAUCGUCCGUGACCGGCUGGACUUGCUGGCACAAAUGAGCAAUGUCCAAGAGAAAUGGCUGGUCUUCAAGGACCAUGCUUCGUCCCCCACGGCGCAGGAGCUUUCAUCGAUGUCCCGAGCUCUUGAUGCACUGCAGGAGGAGUUGUCCGCGGCACUGCCAAUGCUGGCCGUGAAGGAUGACGAACCGAUUCCCAAGUUUCCUUGGCCGGCUGUGAUCUAUGUCAGCGUCGGCGUGGGCUUGGUGCUCUGCGUCUGCUGUUCUAUUGCUGUUGUGCAAUAUCGAUCGCGGGCAAAGCAAGACCGGAACAAGAACGGAGUGCAUGGCAUAGCAGAUGGGGUCUAG
Molecule: messenger RNA, 777 nt
Organism: Symbiodinium sp. CCMP2592
Lineage: Eukaryota; Dinophyceae; Suessiales; Symbiodiniaceae
Source: the annotation of a GenBank genome assembly